Messenger RNA from Perca flavescens (yellow perch), 1987 nucleotides. It is a transcript of the gene znf488, whose product is annotated as zinc finger protein 488. The coding region runs from base 97 to 1620 and encodes 507 amino acids. Lineage: Eukaryota; Metazoa; Chordata; Actinopteri; Perciformes; Percidae. The record is from RefSeq and is a predicted model, not a curated record. The transcript is spliced from 4 exons. Gene Ontology annotation, molecular function: protein binding. Gene Ontology annotation, biological process: regulation of DNA-templated transcription; oligodendrocyte development. Gene Ontology annotation, cellular component: nucleus.
CAGUCGGAUAAGUAACUCGUCACCAAGAGGGCAUCGUUACCGAGGUCCACUGCACCUGCUGCAACUUGCUGCCACACGGCACAAACAUCCUCCUCAAUGUCCAGCGGUUCAACGAUGGAUCACACUUUCCUGCCUCGGUCCAUCUGGACUGGUGACAGUAAAUUCAUCCAGCAUCCAGCAGAUCUCUACACCAGUGUGGUCGUUACGCGCAGCAUCCCUGCAGGCACGUGCUUUGGUCCAUGUGUGCUCCAAAACACUUUCUACGACACCAUCGCCUUCAUAGCGCAGAAAUCCUGCGACAAGAGAGCCAAAUCCUAUGUGUUCAGGGUGGACCCAGAGGCCAUGCGUAAUUCUGCGCUGGUGCUCUCCUGGCUGCGGCUCGUGCAGGCUGCGCGCAAUGGAGAGGAGCAGAACACAGAGGCCUUUCUGAAAGCGGGUCAGCUGUAUGUGCGGACCAUCCGGGACAUUCGGCAGGAGGAAGAGCUGCUGGUGUGGUACGACCAGGAGCUGUCUCACCUACUGGGCUUCACGGACAUGAGCAGAGUAUCAAGUGAAGAGUUCAAAUGUGGAAGAUGUAACCAGGCCUUCAAGAAUUUGUAUCCUUUCCUGGCUCACUGCCGAUUUCUGUGUACUCAAGUAAAGACUGACACCUGGAGCCGCGAGAUUUACGAGCACAAGCAUGUGGAAAUUAAGAGGCAACACCGAGUGACAGAUUUCCACAACAUCGCCAGAGAUUUGGAACACAAAAAAUCUGGCAGCAACGAGGACGCAGAGAUUUUCCCCAAGAGAAGGAAAUACGAGGAAACACUUUAUCCCAAAGGGCGGAAAACGGUUCUGUUGGAGAAAACGAAUAUAUCAAACGAUAACAAUAUUACACCGCUGAUUAAGAGCUACGACCAGACAGCAGGAGAUGCAUCUCCCUCUGCGGGGAAACUGAAAGCUGAUAAGAUCAGACCGGAUCAUUUGGGAUGUAAGAAUGAUGCUUUUACGCACGACAGAGAGAUGCACGCACGGUCGGAGGCAGGUGAGAGCUCUGGUGUGUACUCAAGCAGCAGCAGUGCAUUUUCUCUGGUCCUGUCCAACAGUCAGGGCGAGCAGAAAAGCGCUUUCUGUAAACCGAGUAAAAGAACUUCCCCUAUUGACCCCCAGGCGCAUUUGAGCAGCACUUCAACAGCCCCCUCUAGCCGCCUAGAGGAGAUGACCGAUGCCUUUACCCCCAGGACUGUUAUGGGAUACAACAAUCUGAUGGCAUCCAACAUCCUGAGCGGUGACUUACAGACUGUACCCUCCCCGGUUGCAAUAAACAAUGCUUUCCAUUACGCACCGGAGCACUGGUCCAGGAACCUUGGCGUUCAGCUGCAGACCACAUCUUCUCUCACGAUCCUUCCACCGACUUUCACUUCAUUCGGCGUGUCGGUGCAGAACUGGUGCGCCAAAUGCAACCUGUCAUUCCGCAUGACCUCCGACCUCGUUUUCCACAUGCGCUCUCAUCACAAGAAGGAGUUCGCGGCGGAGUCCCAAGUGAGGAGGAGGCGGGAGGAGAAACUCACCUGCCCGAUCUGCCACGAAUACUUCCGGGAGCGGCACCACCUGUCCAGACACAUGACGUCUCAUAACUGAGACAAGAAAGGACAACAAACACUUUAAUUUAUUAACUAAAUGAUGCUCGUAUUUAACAGGUUUGGACUCCAGAUUCACGAGACUUUGGUGUAUAACAGUGAAUGUAGGUAGCUGUUGAAAAUAGCAAUACGGACACACGCGGCCAUCAAAGCCUGUCCACUAGAUGACGAUAGAGGUACGUGUAAGCUGAACUCACUGCAGUGUGUUGUCUGUCCUUUAGCCCUGUGUGUUAGGUUGAUGAUUAUGUUGUGCCUUAUGGAACUCAGGAGGGAAAAAAGACGGAGAUAUCUCGAGGACAGCUCAUGAUUGUCAUAAAUAUCUCGACGCAAUCCUCUUAUUUAUCAGUUUUUCUCUGCUCUGAUUUGUA